AGGCCCUUUUUGCACAAGAACGUGUGUUUUUGUUGCGCUGCAUUUGUUUAAUUUUAUUUGUUAGAUUUAAACAAUUAUGUCGGCGCAAUACCAGAGAUUCCUAAAAGUACUCGAAAAGUGGCCAGCGGAGAAAUCGAAAGUCGGCAGCGAAGAGUGGGACGCAGAGCCGGCGGUCAAGAUGAGCGAGGCCAAGAUUAUAUCGGGCACAGCGGUGGCCAAAUCCAUUCGCGAGGAGCUGCGCAAUGAAGUGGCGGAUAUGGGAAAGCAAUUAGCGGACUUUGUGCCCGGGUUGAGGAUCGUUCAGGUGGGCGGACGUGAGGACUCCAACGUCUAUAUCCGCAUGAAGAUUAAGGCGGCCACCGAGAUCGGCAUCGAUGCCUCCCACGUCCAGCUGCCCCGAUCCAUCACCGAAUUGGAACUGCUCGAUAAGAUCAACGACCUUAACGAGGAUCCGCGAGUGCAUGGCAUCAUAGUUCAGAUGCCCCUGGAUUGCGACACUCCCAUCGAUUCGCAUCGCAUAACGGACGCAGUUUCCCCCGAAAAGGAUGUUGAUGGUCUGCACACGGUGAACGAGGGUCGGCUGGCCAUCGGCGACCUUGGGGGAUUCCUGCCCUGCACUCCGUGGGGCUGUCUGGAGCUCAUCCGUCGCUCUGGAGUGGAGAUCGCUGGAGCCAGAGCCGUGGUCCUCGGUCGCAGCAAGAUCGUGGGCACUCCCGCUGCCGAGCUGCUCAAGUGGGCCAAUGCCACGGUAACGGUGUGCCACUCGAAGACCCGGAAUCUGGAGGAGAUCACCCGCAGUGCCGACAUCCUGGUGGUCGGAAUCGGUGUGGCCGAGAUGGUUAAGGGUUCGUGGAUAAAGCCGGGUGCUGUGGUCAUCGAUUGCGGCAUUAAUGUGAAGCCAGACGCCAGCAAGGCCAGUAGCAGUCGGCUGGUGGGUGACGUGGACUACCAGGAGGCUCUUAAGGUGGCCGGGCAUAUAACACCCGUUCCCGGUGGCGUGGGACCCAUGACGGUGGCCAUGCUGAUGAAGAACACCGUGCGAUCGGCGGCUCGAUCGCUGAAGCGUCUGAUCAAGAGCGAGUGGAGCCUGCAGCCGCUGCCUGUAAAACCUCUUCGACCUGUGCCCAGUGACAUUGUGAUCGCCCGUGCCCAGAAGCCAAAGGACAUCGCAGUGCUGGCCAAGGAGAUUGGCCUUGAGUCGCGAGAGGUUUCUCUGUACGGCAACAAGAAGGCAAAGAUUGCUCUUUCGGUGCUGGAACGCCUGGCGGACAAGGAGGCGGGUAACUAUGUGGUGGUGGCCGGCAUGACACCCACUCCUCUGGGAGAGGGCAAGACCACCACGCUGAUGGGGUUGGUUCAGGCUUUGGGAGCCCACAGGCAGAGGAACACCAUGGCUGCCCUGAGACAACCUUCGCAGGGUCCAACUUUCGGCAUCAAGGGAGGCGCUGCUGGCGGUGGCUACGCUCAAGUGAUUCCCAUGGAGGAAUUCAAUCUCCAUCUCACCGGAGACAUCCAUGCGGUAUCUGCGGCUAACAAUUUGCUGGCUGCUCAACUCGAUACCCGCAUCUUCCACGAGAACACCCAAAAGGAUAAGGCUUUGUACGAUCGCUUGGUGCCCAAGAUCAAGGGUCAGCGGAAGUUCAGCCCCAUUCAGCUGCGUCGUCUCCAGAAAUUGGGAAUAACCAAGACGGACCCGGAUUCCCUGACCGAAGAGGAGUAUGGAUCCUUCGCCCGACUGGACAUCGAUCCGGAGACCAUAAUGUGGGAACGAGUGGUGGACAUCAACGAUCGGUAUCUGCGCAGCAUCACCGUUGGCCAAUCGCCCACCGAGAAGGGAAUUUCACGAGAGACCCGCUUCUCCAUUUCGGUGGCCAGUGAGAUCAUGGCUGUGCUGGCUCUUUCCCGUGGCCUGGAGGACAUGAAGCGUCGACUGGCCGACAUGGUGGUGGCCUUUGAUAAGAAGGGCAAACCCGUAACCGCUGAUGAUCUGGGAGUCACUGGCGCCUUGGCUGUUCUUCUCAAGGAUUCUCUGGAACCCAAUCUCAUGCAAUCCCUGGAGGGAACUCCAGUGCUGGUGCACGCCGGUCCCUUUGCCAACAUUGCACAUGGAUGCAACUCCAUCAUUGCUGAUGAAAUCGGUCUGAAAUUGGUGGGCAAGAAUGGAUUUGUCUGCACGGAGGCAGGAUUCGGUUCGGAUAUCGGCAUGGAGAAGUUCUGCAACAUCAAGUGCCGCACUUCCGGACGCAAACCGAACGCCAUGGUGUUGGUAGCCACCGUUAGGGCCAUCAAGAUGCACGGAGGUGGUGCACCCGUCACGCCAGGAGCUCCCUUGAACAAGCAGUACACCGAGGAGAAUCUGGAGCUGUUGGAGAAGGGUCUGCCCAAUCUACUGCAGCACAUUGCCAACGGAAAAGCCUUCGGCAUGCCCGUGGUGGUGAGUCUGAAUGCCCACUCAGCUGACACUCCAGCGGAGCACGAGCUGGUCAAGAAGGCGGCUCUGGAGGCGGGAGCCUUUGCGGCCGUGGUGUCCACCCAUUGGGCGGAUGGUGGAGCCGGAGCCGUGGAGCUAGCCGAUGCGGUGAUCAAGGCCUGCGAGCUGGGCAACCAGUUCCGAUUGCUGUACGAUCUCGAGCUGCCGCUUCUGGACAAGAUGAACAAGAUCGCGACGACCAUGUACGGCGCAGGAAAGGUGGCACUCGCUCCAGCGGCUGAGGAGAAACUCAAGCGACUGGAAGAGGCGGGCUUUGGCAACCUUCCCAUCUGCAUGUCCAAGGUGUCCGGUUCUUUCACCGGUGAUGCCAAGAUCAAGGGCGCUCCCAAGGGUUUCAUCCUCGAUGUGGAGGAUGUAUACGUUUCCGCCGGAGCCGGUUUUGUGGUAGCCAUGUGCGGAGAGGUCACCAAAAUGCCGGGUCUUCCCACUAGACCGGCAAUAUAUGACAUCGAUCUGAACACGGAAACCGGAGAAAUCGAGGGUCUGUUUUAGACAAUGGACAAAAUUAACGCUUGGGAUCAGGAUUACGAGUAUAUUCCGGAUAAUUCCAAAAGCAUUUGCAUAUUUAAAUUCCAAAUUUGUAACCAAUUAUUAGAUUCAACAUGUACAUAUAUAAAUUGAUAUAGUUUUAAGUUUUAAGAUUGGCGGUACCAAAAUAAAUUUUUUCUAUAUUGA
Drosophila ficusphila is the source of this 3166-nucleotide messenger RNA. It is a transcript of the gene pug, whose product is annotated as C-1-tetrahydrofolate synthase, cytoplasmic. Bases 77 to 2983 code for a protein of 968 amino acids. Gene Ontology annotation, molecular function: ATP binding; formate-tetrahydrofolate ligase activity; methylenetetrahydrofolate dehydrogenase (NADP+) activity. The transcript has 6 exons. Lineage: Eukaryota; Metazoa; Arthropoda; Insecta; Diptera; Drosophilidae. The record is from RefSeq and is a predicted model, not a curated record. Gene Ontology annotation, biological process: mitochondrial respiratory chain complex III assembly; tetrahydrofolate interconversion. Gene Ontology annotation, cellular component: mitochondrial matrix; cytosol.